GUGAUUCUCACUGUUAUUUGUAAGAUACCUAUACAAGUAAUAUUGUGCUUGCGCUAUUGUUUUAUUUGAUUUUCAUUUCGACACUUUCCUGUAUACUUUGUGACAUCAGGUAAAGCAUAAGAUUAGGCUUUGAAGUAAGAAACUCCGUAGUCUAAUUGUAAUCAAUAUAAUCUGUACUGAUAUACAUUCAAUUUCUUAGCAAUGUUCGGGUAACCAUUGAAUAACGAUCGGAUUCAGUCAAAUGUCAUUGGAUUGUUCGAUUCAAGAACAAAUUAAUUUAAGGCCAAUGAAAUAAAUCCUCCUUUUUUUGUUUUAAUUAUCAAAGAAUAAACAAAUUCUUCCUUAUAAACUUGAAUAAAACUUUUUUUUUCAUUUUAUUCGUUUAACAUGAAAUCUCUAUUCAUUAUUUUGUUUAUAUGGUAUUAUGUCAUGAGGAAAUAUUCUUAUUGUUCAUCAAUGAUUUCUUCAUAUUCUUCAAAUCCUACUGAAAUUAGUAUAAGUCAUAAUUUUAAAAUUGUAACUAAAACAAAUAAUUUUUGUAAAGCAAAUCAAUUAUGUUCGGAUCAUGGGAAAAUAAUCAAUCGAAUUUCUAAACUUAUUGGACAAAAUUUUAUGUUUGCUAUACAAUAUUUCCCAAAUCAUUCAUUUUGGAUUAAAAUAAAUCAAAUGAAUAUUUCACAGAUAAAGAAUUCUAAUUUAGUAAAUAAUUGGAUAGAUGAAAAUUCUAAAUUAUAUUUAAUGCAUGAAUUAGAAUCAAAUUUCCCUUCUUAUAAAAAUCAAUCUAUGUAUGAUGGUAAAUAUACUGCAUAUUAUAAUCAUUUUGAUAAUAAAAUACAAACUACUUUAUUAAAUAGAACUAAUGAAAUUGAUGUAAUUUGUGAAAUAGAAAAAAAUACAAAUCAUGAUCAAAAUCAUUUUAUUCAACUAAAACAAUUUCGAAAGUGUUUGAAUGUAAAUACUGAAGUGUUAUUUUCACCAAAUAAAGAUUUUGAUGGCUGUUAUUCACAAAAUAUUGUGUCAAAUUUACAAUCUUGUGCUUACAGUUGUGCAAAAGAUGAAUACUGUACACGUUUCUAUUAUAAUAAUUUAACAAAGGAUUGUAUUAUUACACAAUAUAUCGUAUCUCUAAUUCCAACUUAUGCAAAUAGAACAAACGGAUGGGAUUGUUAUUCAUUGAAUUGAUCUGUUUAUUUCAAGAAUUAUAUAAUAUUUCUUGAAUAUACUUAACAUUUGAUGAAUUACACUUAGUAACAAGAUUAUACUGUAAUUUCCAAUGAUAUUUUUAAGACAUUCCAAUGAUUAUCCUGAUCAAUAUUUAAAUGACUAACUAAUGUACAUUGAAAUUUUCAGUGUUUACGAAUUUUCUGAAAAUAUGUAGCAUUUAAUAAAUAAAAUUAAAAAAACAAAAAAAAAGAAACAUGAACAUUUCAUGUUGGUUAAAGUUAUAAAUGAUAUUACCAUUUGUACAUUUUAUUGGCACAAUUAAUCAAUAAGAAAAUGAUUUACAGUUUGAGAAGUUUAAUACUUUCAAUAAUAAAGGAAUGAUUCAAAUCUAAUAAGCG
This is a messenger RNA of Schistosoma guineensis, 1562 nucleotides long. NCBI's taxonomy places the organism in Eukaryota, Metazoa, Platyhelminthes, Trematoda, Strigeidida, Schistosomatidae. The record is from the annotation of a GenBank genome assembly.